Molecule: messenger RNA, 1410 nt
Organism: Nannospalax galili (Upper Galilee mountains blind mole rat)
Lineage: Eukaryota; Metazoa; Chordata; Mammalia; Rodentia; Spalacidae
Gene: Galntl5
Product: polypeptide N-acetylgalactosaminyltransferase like 5
Exons: 8
Coding region: 1-1410 (469 amino acids)
Biological process (GO): spermatid development
Cellular component (GO): Golgi apparatus
Source: RefSeq, a predicted model, not a curated record
AUGAGGAAUACUGCAAUUCAGUGUUUAUUCUGUGGCGCCAUUGCAGCCGGGCUUUGGGUAGCUGUGUUCAUUGCACACUUCCUCUGCCAUCAAGUGAGUGAACUGCAGGAGGUAAUCCAGGAACCCAGGAUUGGUUCCUUGGGAAAAUAUGCGAACCAGCAAAUCCGCCCCUCAGAGAAAAUUUCCAAACAGCAUAUGAUAAAUGGCAAGUCUGGUCCAAAUAGACCUGAAAAACCAAAACUACACCCAAACUUAGAUAAUGUGACUAAAACCACAGACCCAGAAUUUUUCCAUGAACUUUUCAAAUAUGGAUUUAAUGCCUUCUUCAGUAGAAAACUGGGCUACGAGAGAGAGGUGCCAGAUUCCAGGAGUGAAAUAUGUCGUCAGAAACGCUACUCACUCCGCUUACCCACUGCUAGUGUCGUCAUCUGCUUCCAUGACGAGGAAUUUAAUGCCUUGUUCCGAACAGUGUCCAGUGUGAUAUACCUCAGUCCCCCACAUUUACUUGAAGAGGUUAUUUUGGUGGAUGACAUGAGCGAAUUUGAUGAUUUGAAAGAAAAACUGGACUACCAACUGGAAUUUUUUCGGGGAAAGGUUAAAUUAAUAAGAAACACAAAGAGAGAGGGGCUCAUUCGAUCAAGGGUGAUCGGCGCAUCCCGGGCUUCAGGGGACAUCUUGGUGUUCUUGGAUAGCCACUGUGAGGUAAAUAAAGUGUGGCUGGAGCCCUUGCUGCAUGUCAUCGCUAAGGACCCCAAAAUAGUGGUGUGCCCUGUGAUCGAUGUCAUCGACGAAAUGACCCUGGAGUAUAAGACGUCUCCUGUUGUAAGGGGAGCUUUUGGCUGGGACCUGAAAUUUAAAUGGGACCAUGUUUUCUCAUAUGAGAUGGACGGACCAGAAGGACCGAGUACACCCAUCCGGUCACCAGCAAUGUCGGGGGGAAUUUUUGCUAUACACAGGCAUUAUUUUAAUGAGAUUGGACAGUAUGACAAGGGCAUGGAUCUUUACGGAGGAGAAAACAUAGAGCUUUCGCUAAGAAUUUGGAUGUGUGGAGGCCAGCUCUUUAUCGUGCCUUGCUCUCGAGUUGGACACAUCAGCAAGACAUACUUAGCUGAAGAUAAAUUUCCGAUCAAGGUAGCCAUGGCCCGGAACUACCUGCGACUGGUCAACGUCUGGCUAGAUGAGUACAAGGAUAAUUUUUUCUUUAAAAAACCUUCCUUUUAUAAAUCCAUGGCCUAUGGAAACAUUAGCGAGCGCACUGAGUUAAGGAAGCGACUGGGCUGCAAGUCAUUUCAGUGGUAUUUGGAUACUGUCUUUCCGGAGUUGGAGGCAUCUGAAGAAGAGAAACAAGACAACACAAGAAAAGAAACCAAGCUGUUUUCAUUAAUAACAAAGGGUAAAAAGGUCCCCUAG